Molecule: messenger RNA, 3042 nt
Organism: Apodemus sylvaticus (European woodmouse)
Lineage: Eukaryota; Metazoa; Chordata; Mammalia; Rodentia; Muridae
Gene: Paqr5
Product: progestin and adipoQ receptor family member 5
Exons: 9
Coding region: 305-1297 (330 amino acids)
Cellular component (GO): membrane
Molecular function (GO): signaling receptor activity
Source: RefSeq, a predicted model, not a curated record
AGGAGUAGCUCGCUCGGAUCUGCUCUUGCCGUGUCUCUACACCCAGUCCACUGGACGCCAGUGAGCCUCAGAAUUCAGACUAUCUGACCCAGUUGUUCACCGGUCUAUGUGUUCCCAUUCUUCUGGGGGAACUCACUGUGGUUGUGUGCCCCAUCUGCAGAGUGCCUAAAUCUCUAGAUCAUUCACCAGCCUCACCUCACCCCGUGGGGACGCUACUUUGAUAUCCCUGGUAUGUCUGCACUCUGAGUGGGACCUGCUGAGAGGCCAGAGUGACCUCAACUGCCUUUCCCAGCCUGGUGUCAAGAUGCUGAGCCUGAAGCUGCCCAGGCUGUUCCGCAUCGACCAGGUGCCCCAGGUGUUCCAUGAGCAGGGCAUCCUCUUUGGCUACCGACACCCACAGAGCUCCGCCACUGCCUGCAUCCUCAGCCUCUUCCAAAUGACCAAUGAGACCCUCAACAUCUGGACGCACUUGCUACCCUUCUGGUUCUUCGUGUGGCGGUUCACGACUGCACUGUAUAUGACAGACAUCCAGAAUGACAGCUACUCGUGGCCCAUGCUGGUGUACAUGUGUACCAGCUGCGUGUACCCCCUCGCGUCCAGCUGCGCACACACCUUCAGCUCUAUGUCCAAGAACGCCCGGCACAUCUGCUACUUUCUGGACUAUGGUGCCGUCAAUCUCUUCAGCCUGGGCUCGGCCAUCGCCUACUCCGCAUACACGUUCCCUGACGCACUGGUGUGCAGUACCUUCCACGAGUGCUACGUAGCCCUGGCCGUGCUGAACACUAUUCUCAGCACUGGCCUCUCCUGCUACUCCAGGUUUCUUGAGCUCCGGAAGCCCCGACUCUGCAAGCUGCUCCGGGUCCUGGCCUUCGCCUACCCCUACACCUGGGACUCCCUCCCCAUCUUCUACAGGCUCUUCCUGUUCCCAGGGGAGAGUUCGAGAAAUGAAGCCAUGUUGUACCACCAGAAGCACAUGGUCAUGACCCUCCUGGCCUCUUUCCUGUACUCUGCUCACCUGCCAGAGCGGCUGGCUCCUGGGCGCUUUGACUACAUUGGCCACAGUCACCAGCUGUUUCACGUGUGCGUCAUCCUGGCCACACACUUGCAGAUGGAAGCCAUCCUUCUGGACAAGACCCUGAGGAAGGAGUGGCUCCUGGCCACCUCCAGACCCUUCUCUCUGCCUCAGAUAGCAGCGGCCAUCCUUCUGUGCAUCGUCUUCAGCCUCGGCAACAUUGUUUAUUUCUCAGCUGCUCUGUACCGGAUUCCCGAGCCUGAAUUACAUGAAAAGGAGUCAUGACUUCAGAGCGCGCCUGGCUUUGGUGUUAAGCAGUUGGUGUGGUGCUGGCCCACGUGGCCAAAAGCAUUCAUAGCAACUGAUGUCUUGACAGUUUUUAAUGGGCUCAUGUCGGAAAAAAGGAUUUAACUGGGCAGAGUGCUCUACGCAUGCACGGAUUCUGUAUGUGUUCUGUAAAAGGAAAAAUGUGGGCGUAAGUCCUGGAUAAGGAAAAAUAUUAAGUUUUAAACUUAUUUAAAAUAGGAUGUUUAGGGACUAGAGGUGUAGCUCAGUUGGUAAAUACUUGCUUAGAAUAUACAGAGCCCUGUUUCUUUCUUUAUUUGGGACUGUUGUUUGUUUGUUUGAGGCAGGGUCCCACUAUGUAGCUCAAGAUGUCCUGAAAUUUACUAUGUAGACCAGGCUGGCUUUGAACUCAGAGAUCUGCCUGCCCCUGACUCCUGAGUGCUGGGAUUAUAGGUGUGUGCCACUACACUGAAGCUCUGGUUUUGAUCCUCGGCCCAGCAAAACUUGAUCCUGUGUCUCAUGCCUAUAAUUCCAGCACCAGGGAAGCAGAAUCAGAAGAUCAGAAACCCAUCCUUGGAUACCUCGUGAGUUUGACACCAUCCUUGGAUACAUGAGAUUCUGUCUCUAAAAAAAUAGUUCCUAAUUCCAUUUAAACAGUCACAUUAAGCAUACUGCCCUGCCUCUCUAGUUUUUGUAUUGAUGUUUAAAAACAGAAGAGAAUACAUUUGAUGAAUUUUAUAUAGUUGAGCUUUUUUCCCAGGUGAGUGAGAUGGUUCAGUGAGUUGAGAAGAUUGCCGCCAAGCCUGACAACAGGAGUUCGAGACCCAGGACCUGCUGCAAAGUAUUCUUACAGUACAGAUAAGAUGUGAUGGCCUCUGGGGCUUAGGGAUGUCAUCCCAUCUGUUAGGGCUCCCUGUGUCCUUUUCUAUCAAUGGAGGAGCUGUCUUUGGAGAUAUCACAUGCCUGACAUUGUGUUGGCAUGUCAAUAUGCUGCCAGACUUAGAUUUUAUGCAGAGGGUGUUAACCUCACCAAUGAGACAGCCAAAUGUCCUGUCUUCAACCUUUCCUAUGAAACAGAAAUACAGGUAAGCUUGUGACAUGCAUUUCCUGGUAUAAACUAUGGGUUCUGCUUUCCUACAUUAAACGUGGGUUUUUGUAGAGGAGAUGUAGAUCUCCUCCAGAAUUCCAGACUUCCCCAGAAUUCCAGCACAGGAGGGCAGGGCCAGAUGUCAAAGACAUUUGUGGUGUCUUUCAUUUAAAACUUGAUCAAAGUUCCAGCGACUGCCCUCUACAUGUGUGUCCCCAAUUUCUCUUCAGAGUCUUCUACUAUUGGCAUUUUUUAACUGGUUAAAUGAAAACGAAGUGCCAUGGGUUAAACCCUAGACUAAAAAGUGAAUAAAGCCAAAGCUAGGAGGCUUAAAGGAGAGGCUCUCGGAUGUGUGUGCUGACUUUAAGAUGCCAGGAUCCUGUGUACAGGUGAAGUGUGGCCAGCCAGCCUCCUGGCUGCUGGGCGGGCCUCACACUCAGGAUCUGUGCCUUCCCUGCAGUGAUGGAUGCCAAUAUGCCUUCUGAAUGAUAAGCCAACUAAACCACCGCUUAAAAAAUAAGCAAUAACAAGAAAUCACAAAACAAAACAACAAGAACAGCAAAAACCCAAAAGCCAACUCUGCUAAGGGCCAUAGCCUUGUGCGACAAACCCUUCAGCCUUACACAGAAAAUACUUGUGGAGGGACAUCUCGCCAUAG